Protopterus annectens (West African lungfish) is the source of this 6373-nucleotide messenger RNA. RefSeq names its product SUMO interacting motifs containing 1 (gene SIMC1). NCBI's taxonomy places the organism in Eukaryota, Metazoa, Chordata, Ceratodontiformes, Protopteridae. The record is from RefSeq and is a predicted model, not a curated record. The transcript is spliced from 9 exons. The coding region runs from base 65 to 1261 and encodes 398 amino acids.
GCUAGAUGACAAAUCACAGUUAUACACUUUAAGGUGUUUCAGGAACACUCCCUUACAUCACUUUAUGUACAAAAAUGUCGAAAAUGGAGUGAAUGAGGGUCGCCCAGUGAAACGUGAAGUAAUUUCUCAACGACAGCAAAGACUGAUACAUUGCACUAUAGAGGAGAACUUCCCCCAGGGUACUCUGCAAUUCAUCUCUGACUUUGUGUCUGCUGACCACUACCUUCCAAAGGAAAUUGUGCACCAUUUGAUCAAGAACUUGCUCCUAGGCUCCAUUUCUACUAAUGUCGCCUUGAAUGCAUACACAGUACUCAUGAAGAUACAACGGCUUCACCCAGCAAAUGCAUCAAAUGUACAGUGGGACUGGGAUCUUCUAAGAGAGGUCAUGGAAGAAAAGAGCUUUACAGAUAAACCUCCUACAGCUCGUCUUUGGUUCCUCCAGUAUGUUGUGCAGACCCUUGAAGAUGACUUCCAUGUUAAACUUCAACUACACAUGUUGCCAAAAUCCAUAGCCAAAGGAGUUCUGUCUUGUGAUGGCCAUUUUGCAAACGUAAAAAAUGUUAUCCAGUGGUUGGUUGAUGCAGUUGACAGUUCUGGACCAUCAGCAAACAGUGGGGAGCCAAGCAGAGAGAAUGAAUUGUUGAACCAGGGCAUGCAUGAAAGUAUUAUCUGCCUGUUGCAGAAAAUGCUACAUCUAGCCAUUGAAGUGGACAACUCCCCAGCUCUCAGCUCCAAUAAGAUUGUAGACCAGAUGUUUCAGCAUGUUUUAAACAUAUCAAGCAGGCCAAAGAGGGAAAUCCUUUUUAACAGUAUGGAAAGCCACCUCCUUCGCUAUAAAGUCAUAGAAAUCCUCUUCUACCAUAGCUGUGUUGACCGCAGGAAUUUGCCUAUGUCUUUAGCCAAGAUUCUACAUUUCCUACAAAACAGCACACUUUAUUUAGAAACACAGGAUGCUUAUAGAGGAAAAAAACAAACAUGGGAUGAAAUGCUGUACCUUCUGAUUUUAAUGUUUCUGAGUUAUCAAGAGGUGAUGACAGGUCUUUUACGACUUUCAGUAACAGAACGAAUGAUGCACGUGAGUGCUGAAACUCUUCCUGCAAGGACUAUGCACGAGGAAAUAAGUGAAAGGGAUAUUCAAGAGUACUUCGACAUUUUCUGUAAUAAAGUAUCAGAAGAACUUGGGGAAGAAUUUCUUGUUCAGCUUCAACAGAAAAUCAGUCUUCUGAAACUUUUAAUGCAGAGUACUGUAAUGAAGUAUUAGUUUACUAUUUUUGAGUAAUUGUAGACCAAGGAUACAUCUGCCUACAAUGCUCGGAGCAAGGUGCUGUAGUCCUAAGUAUUCCCUGAUCCAGUUCCAGUUCUUAAACAGUGUGCUGUCACUAAUAAAGCAAGAGUAGAAGUAAUGAUAUUCACAUUUAGUUCUAAUCUUCUAUUCUGUGUGGGUUAAAGAUUAUGGCAGAACAACUAAGGUCCUGGUUCAAAGUUCAUAGCGGUUGCUAGUUCUCUAUUUAGCAGAGAUGAAUAAUCUUUAGGUGUUUUAGUGCCUUUGUCAUCUGAGGUCCUCUUUUAAAGUUAAGUGGUCCUACUUUAAUGAUAAGUGAUUCAGUAAGUGGGGCUUUUUAAUGUUUAGGGCAAAGUGUAAUAAAAGAAUUAGCAUUCACUUAGCUAGCAUGUAAAGAAGAACAUAAGUCUUCAAGAAGGGACGAAGAUAAAGACAGCUCUGGUAAAUAGAAUUAGAUUUUUAAAUCUAAUUUUAGUAAUUUCAGGCAUAAAGUGGAUAGUACUCGGUGAAAGCAUUUUGAAAUUCCUUCUAUAGUGCACUAUAGAAAACAUAAUUGUGUUUUCUUCAUCUUAACAUUUAAUCCGAGCUGGGAAUGAGAUUGGAAUCCUUAUUAAAUAUGCCACAGCUACGCUGUUUACUAGACAUGAUGUGCAUUAGGUAUUUUUCCUCUUUGUUGCUCAUAAGUCAUACUGUCACAUUAUCUUGUGCAUUAUAAAAUAAUGUUUUCUCUUUUUUGAGUAUUUAUUGCACUGCAGAAUGUAGGAGCAGUUAUGUUGAUAGUGUAACAGUAUCUUAAAUCAUAACUUUUAACUGGUUUAUUUUAAACACAAGACAACAUUUGGAUUUCAUCAAGUAGAAAUGUAUUUCCCUAAAGACACCAGUUUACUUAAAUGUGCAUAGCUUUUUUAAUUGUUUAGAUGCCUGUAGUUAUGCACUUAAAUCUGUCUUGGUUGUUGUCUUAUUCCUCUCACUGGUGAUAUAAUAUUUGUAGAAUGCAGUAGAUACCUAUUUGAAUGGUGUAAGAAUAUUUUUAUUAAUUUUGAGGGGGAAAUUUUUAAUUAAGUUAAGGGAGUUGCAAUGGAUGCAGCUUGUUAAUAUUACAGGAAUGGGGUAAGAAUAUAAACCACUUUUGGGUCUUGAUUCUACAAGCAGGCACGUUAGUUCUACAUCUUGUAACACACAAAUAGCAACUUCAGAUAUACCUUUUGAAAGAGUACUGGUCAUCCAGUGUAAUGAAAUCUUCAAUCAGGUUAAAAGAAGUGAGACUAAUAACUAGAACAUUUUAAAAAAACAAUCCAACUGUGUUUAAAAUAGUAGGGUUCUACGCUAGAUUUGUUUUUAAGACUGCUAUGAACUUUAAAAAUAUACUUGUAAAAGAGAAUAGUGAUAUGGGCCCCAACCAUAAAAGCCUGUAAUUAUAAUGAUACUGGGGGAUGUGGUUCUUCCAAGCAGUGCUCAUACAUUUUGGUGGGUGAAGUAUUAAGUCUUGAUAGCAGCUUUAAUACCAAAAUACAUUUACAAAAAGGGUAGUUGUGGGACUUUAGGUUUGGAGUGUAUCACAAAGUGCUCAACUUGUGCUGGUUUCCAUGUCAGAAAAACUGAGAUGCCACUCAAGAAAAGAAUUUAUGAUCACUAUUACGGCAUUAAGACAAUAAAUCUCAAUAACGCUCCUUUUAAACGCACAUUAAUGUACUGGUUUUAAGGAUUUAAAAUCUCCCAUACUAGAAAAGGUAGGUACGACAUUAAGAUAAAGAAUCCCAAUGAUGCUCUUUUUAAACACGCAUUAACAUGUACUGCUUUUAAGGCGUUUGUCUGCCAUACUAGAAGAGGUUGAAAUUAACCCCAGGGGGGUGAAUGGGAAACUAAACUAGAGUACAAGGAACUGUUUUGGCAGUCUAGUUUGAAUGUUACCUCUCCCCCAAUUUGAACAAUGUUAUCAAUAAAACCUGUGUUAAAACUACAUUCUGCCAAACUCUAAUUUUCUAUGGGAACACUUAUUUAUUAUUCCCGUCCCAUUUUUUGAUGAGCAUUUAUUUUUGUUAUGUUAAUAUCUUCAUUUUGUGGGUUUUUUUAAGAUAUAUACGUUUAUAGAUAAACUAGGGAAUAUUUUUUUUAUGAUUUUUUUAAUUUUUUACAUGUGUUAGAACUGUGCUUGCAGUUUUAAUUCAAGUGAUUGUAUUUACUUAUUGAAUUUGAAAGUAGUUGAUCAACUGUAUAUUUGAUUUAAAUGGCUAAGAGUAUACAUUUUAUAACAGUUGUACUGGUUUUUAAUAGCAUUGGCCCUUUAAUAAUAUGGAUCUGUGUCAGCUGCUGAUGACAUAAAAGGAAAUGAGGUAGGUAAGUUGGUAUUCUGAUAAAGUCUCAGGUUAGGGACAAAAGUGCUAAAUCUUUUUUUAAAGAACAUAAUGCUUCAAGAAGGGAAGAGGAUAAAGACAGCUCUGAUAAAUAAAAUAGUCUUUUAAAUGUAAUUUAGUACUUUUCGGGCAUAAAAUGAAUAGUACUUAAUUGUGUUUUCUCUAUAUGAACACUUCAUCUGAGAUGGUAGUAAGAUUGGGGUCCUUAUUAAAUGUACCACAGCUGCACUGUUUACCAGACAUGAUGUGCAUUAAGUAUCUCUCCUCUGUGUUGCUCAUAUUGUCAUACUGUCUUGUGCAUCAUAAAAGAGCAGUUUCUCUUUUUUGAUAUUUACUGCACUGCAAAAUGUGGAAGCAGUUGUAUUGAUAAUGUAACAGUUUUUUAAGUCAUAACUUUUAACUGGUUUAUUUCACAAGACUACAUUUGGAUUUAAUCAGGUAGAAGCUUAUUUCUCUAAAGAUACCAGUUUACAUAAAUGUGAGUAGAAUUGCACAGAAUGUGGUCAGACAUAGAUUUUUUUACUUGCUUAGAUUCUUAUAGUAGUAGUGCAAUUAAAUUAAAUCUGUCUUGGUUGCUGUCUUAUUCCUCUCACUGGUGAUAUAACAUUUAUACAAUGUAAUAGAUACCUGUUUAAAUGGUGUAAGAAUGUCAGUCAUUUGCUCUGGCUGAGUUGUUGCAGGGCAUUUCAGAUUAGAAAUGUGCUUAUUCCCUGUCUUGAGUUAUGCAAUAUGAUUUUUUCCAGCAUUAGUAUUACUAUCAUUAUUAUGAGAAUGCAUCCACAGUGCAAAUAUAUCAGCAACUGCAUUGUUUACAUCCAUAUAUUUGAAGCUUUCAGCCUAGAUUUGAAAGAAACACUGUUUGUGUACCAAGGUUUGAAACCUAUAUCUGUCUAAAACUGUGCCAUUGUUUGUACCACCAAGUUAUUUUGUUACACAGAACUGUAAAACCCCAGACAUAUUUUGAUUAACGAAGCAAAAAAAAAAACAUGAGCAUUCCCUCCGUGUCUAGUGGGUUGCUGUAGAGAGUCUUUACCAUGCUUGUUAAGGAUUCAUUCAAAUAAUGUUUUAGUGAUAAUUUACCAACAGAAGAUAAUUACAAGAUCUUUACUUAAAUGAUUUCUAGUGAUCUUUCCUCAGUCUUCCUAAACAUGUUCAUUAAUAUAGAGAUUCAUAUUCAUCAUUGCUGCAGUCAUUUUAGCUAUAUGGGUUAUAUCCUGCCAGGGAUAUAACAGCUGGACCACUUCCAAAGCUUCAUGGCACCUUCCUCAUACCCAAACAGCUCGAGCAGAGCUGACUAAAAAGACAGGUUUCAGUGCCAUGCCCAUCAGAGCUUUCCUGCCAUUGAAGAGAUCAUCCCUGUCCGGGCUUUCAAAGAUCGAUGGUUGCCUUAUGCUCUUCCUUUGCUGGGCAGAUCAGUUUGUUUUGGAGAAAAUCCUUCCACAUUAAAAAUGUCAUUUUGUUGUACUUUCCUGUUUAGGAAAGUUAUUUAUAAGCUAAGAGUUUAUUGUUUAACAGUCAGGAGACUUAAGUUUACUUCUAAAUGGGAGCACUCUUUUUACCUGUCAGUUUAAAGUAAUUGAAAAAACUUUUUUUUUCCUGAGGAGAAAUUGUUUAUUUUACUUUUGGGGGAUGGCAAUGUGUUUUAAAGUGCUUUUUUACCAUGUUUUUUAUGUGAAAAGGGAGACUUUUAAAGACUUUACAUUUUGCAGACUUUUGCUGUUUGCUUUCUCCAGGAAAGAGGCACCAUUGUCUUCCUGACCAUGGUCCUUCUUCCAGCCACAGCAGCCUUUGCCACGUAGGAGGCCAGCAGCUUGCCUCAUUUGCAAGUGAGUGACCCUGCUGUGGCCAUAGCUUAUUCUUCAGACGACUCAUCUUUCAUCCCAUAUCCCUCUGUUGUAGCAACCACACCCUCUGCAGCUGUCAGGGUCCCUUCAGUGGACAAGGGAGAGUCACUCUGGUUGGCCCUGGGAGAGGGAAGACUUCCCUGUUUGGUCAGAAUAUUGUGUCCAUCCUUGGGAAGCUGCUGCUUUGCCAUUAAUAACACUGUUAACUCCAUUUUUCCUGUAAAAAAAAAAAAACAGAAAACUAAACCUACUCCUCAUAUUGCCUUAGACAGGGACAGGAGUAGUUUACUGUGUCUGCAGAGGUUUUAAUACAGGCUGUUGAUCCUGCUUAUGAGGUGGUUUCUGGUAAAAGAAAGAGGUUACCUCUUUUCCUGAAAAGACAAAAGAUUUUGAAUCUGGACAGGUAGAUGAAGGGACAGAUAUGGGGUUUUCACCUCUGUUUUCUGAUUCUCCAUGUGGGGGUUUCUUUCCCUGAGACUGUUUUCAGAAUAUGGCAGUGUUUUCGGUGGCAGAGCAUUGAGGUAUCUCAUUUCCUUAGAAAACACUAUGCAUUGCUACAGAUGGAAUUUUCAGAACCUUCACCCAUUCCCCCAGUACUGUCAGCUCUGGAGGAUGUGUGUAUGUCACUGUCUGCAGUUUUCUAGAUAGCCAGCCUGCUGUUCCUAAAAAGGCAGGUAGAAUGUCUAAAGUUCCUCAUACGUUUUUAUACACUCUUCCAAAACCUGACCCAGCAGCUGUAGCAUUAGUUAAUCCUACUGCUGCUAAACAUUUGGUUAAUUCCAAUCCUACUCUUUCUGACAAGAAUGUGAAGAUUGUUGAUAAUUACAAGAAAAAACUGUAUGCUUCUGCAACUUCAGUUUUUCAGAAUUUUAAAUUGUCGGGCUCAUAUUGUA